AUGGUUGGCGAUGUGCUUUUUGUGAAUGCAAAUUUUGUAAAUAAUUUAAUCAUUUAUACGCGUUGCGAAGUGUCUAAACAUGUUAAGCUUAGCUAUUUAACUAAAUACUCCACGAAAAGUCACACUUGAGUGCAGAUGGUUGAUUUGCAAGGACUUAGGAAUUUGGUCUCAUAGUGCCUAAUAGGCCUACUAAAAAGUUUUGUAGUGGUGCGACCACUGACUGUUGAUUUUCAUCAAUUUAAAAUGACUACAUCAUCAGAGGACGUACUCUUGAGUGUGGGACACGUUAGGUACAAGAAGGGUGAUGGAACUUUGUAUGUGAUGAACCAAAGACUUGCAUGGAUGUUGGAAAAUCGGGAUACAGUUGCUGUUUCUCACAAGUACGCUGAUAUUAAAACACAAAAAAUUUCACCAGCUGGUAAACCUAAGGUGCAGCUGCAAGUAGUAUUACACGAUGGAACAUGCUCCACGUUCCAGUUUGUUAACUCUGGGGGCCCAGAGGCCCAAGCGAAGGACAGGGACCAAGUUAAGAUGUUACUGCAGAAUCUACUCCCUAAGUUUAAGAGACAGAUUGAUGGGGAAUUAGAAAUGAAAUCCAAAUUACUAUCUCUACAUCCUACUCUAAAGCAUUUAUAUGAAGACUUGGUGAUAUCAAAGGUGAUAAAUAGUGAGGAAUAUUGGAAUACGCCCACUUUGAAACACUACACAGAAUCCACUAGUAUGAAACAAGAGGCUGGUGUGUCCGGAGCAUUCCUAGCUGACAUCCAGCCUCAGACUGAUGGCUGCAACGGACUGAAAUACAACCUGACGCAGGAUAUCAUAGACGCCAUAUUCAAAACAUACCCAGCAGUCAGAAAGAAACAUGUCGACUAUGUGCCCAAUAAGAUGACGGAGGCUGAGUUUUGGACCAAGUUCUUUCAGUCGCAUUACUUUCACAGAGACCGCAUAGCUUCGUCGUCGAGCAAGGAUCUGUUCGGAGAGUGCGCCAAACAAGACGACCAUGCGAUCGCCUCGGCUAUGCGGCAUACUACACUGGAUCUCACGGUCGAUUUACCCCAAUUCACGGAGUCCGUCCCUUUCUUGCCAGACGACGAUGCCGGUGAGAAGGAAAAAGACGGCACAUCCAUACACCGCAGUAUGAUCAAGCGGUUUAACCAACACUCAAUAAUGGUACUCAAAGCUAGUCAUCAGAAGGCAACCAAUAGCACCAAUAGCAGUAGUAAUAGCAAUAGCAAAACAUCGAAUAACAAUAACAAAGUUGUCGAGAACGGCGUGAAAGAGACAAACGGCGUAGAGAAGAGAGCGGCACAAGAGAAAGAUCCAUCCGAGCCGGUCGAUAAGAAGAAGAGGAUAUUAGAAAAGUUACAUUACGAGGAUCUAGAUAGUGUUAACAUUGGCGAAGAUGCCCAGGAGUUGAAGUUAUCAAAGGUAGAAAGGUAUUUAUUAGGCCCAUCCUCCCAAGUCAGCCAGGCAUGCACAAGCACUAACAAUCCACCGCCAUUGUCGGCUUUAGCGUCCAUAUGUCAAGCAUGGUCCAGCGGCCAACAGUGUCAAAGGCCGUUUAGGGUGAGUGCUUCAGCGGCCGUGGGUGCUUUGGGUGAAUUGAGUCCCGGAGGCGCUCUUAUGAGGCAACACCACGCCUCGUGUAUGGCUCAAUUAAUACCAACGGACGUGAAAAACGAGUUACACCGCAUUUACCUAUCCGGGGGGGAAUUGCUGAGGGAGUUAUGGCGGUGUUUCCCACAACCCGGCGCCGCCGCUGAGUCCGAAGACACCCCUGCGAGAGCGGAAAAGUUCUACGAGGCUUUGCUUAGGUUUAGGAAUGUCAAAUUACGACCUUUUGAAGAUAAGAUGCUACGUGAACUAACACCGCUAGCGUCUUCGCUAACGAAACAUAUGAACCAAAUGAUCGAUGCGGCCUGCGCCAAGUAUGCGAUGUGGCAGCAAAGACAGGCCAAGUUGAGGUAGUACACGCCUAACUACAACAUCAUACCGCAUAUGUAGCGUUGGUGUACUAAUAACUUUAUAUUGCGAACAAUGAUUAGCAAUUUUAGUGAAUACAGUGAUAAAAUUACCUAUUCAAGUUAAUAUUGAACGCGAAUUGACGCUGUUAUCUAUAAGGCUUGUGCCAAGUUUGCGCUGUUACAACAAAGGCACACCAAGUGAAGGUAAUAUAUGACUAACUUUUAAAUCAUAAUGCAUAUGUAGCCUGACCGAACGUGAAGCCUGAAGUGGUGACUAAAAACAUUAUUUCGAACCAUUAAUAGUAAUUUGAAUGAAUGAAGUGAUAAAAUACCGAUUCAAGUUGAUACAGAACGAGAAUUGACGCUGUUAUGGAUAAGGCUUGUCCCAAGUAUGCUCUGUGGCAACAAAUGCAGGUAAAAGUAGUAUAUGCCUAAGUACAGUAUAAUAUCUUAACUAUAGCGUUGGUGUACUAAGAACAUUGAUAAUAAUUUAUCCAUUAAAAUGUUAGCUUUGACAAGCCAUUAAGUAAAAAUGUGAGCCGGUGAUAAAACACCGAUUAAAAUUGAUCUUGAAUCGAAAAUAUCUUCGAUGAGGCGCAAAAAAGACUGGCCAAGUACAUAUAUAAUUACAACGUUGUUCUUGCGCACAUUAGCGUCGCUGUACUAAACAUUUGUCAAUUUAAUAUUUAUAAUGAAAACAAUGACUAUCAAUUUAAAUAAAUUCAGUGAUAAAAUAGCGGUUAAAGUUUUUACUGAGCCCUUAAAUUGACACUAUUAGUUAUACGGCUUGCGCCAAGUGUGCACUGUUGCAUCAUACCAAGUUGAGGUAUAACUAACUAAAUGUCUGUGUGUAAUAAAUUAAUGAAAUUGAUUCUAAACUUUUAAAUCGACAAUAUACAAAAAUACCGCGAAAUUCAACGUAUAAACAGGCACUAUCACUGUAAUACAUGCGCCACGUUUAAGCUCUGUAAAGACUUUUAUCGAAGGUCCUCAAAACUAAAUACUUACAUGAUAAUGGCAUAUUUUUUAAAAAUCCGAUAUGGCCUGCGCAAAGUAUUUGCUGAGGCAAAAAGGCAAGCCAAGUUUCAGCAGUCUCCUAAUUACAACAUCGUACAUAAAAUUAAUGGUUAAGGCUUAUAUCAUUCUUAAAUUGACUAUAAAACGGCCUUUAACUAAAUAUCUUUUGUGUCGUAAUAGCUAGUUAAUUCAGUGAUAAUAUUAUAGGUAAAGUUGAUAAGCUUAAGUGGACGUUAAAAUAACUACGGCCUACGCCAAGUUAGGACUUUGUGCAGGCCAAGUUAUAACAAUUAGUGAUUAACCAACAUUCUCAUCGAUUUGUACUGUCUUACUAGUUCACUACUACUAUUCGACUGUGAUUAUUUUUAUAAUCAACGUAUUGUACUAAAAAUAUAAAUGUAGUGUUAAAUAAAUAAAGUUGAAUAGCUAUUAAUCUUGCAUGUGUGGUCAUUUUGUAUUUAAGGUCACUGCCCAAGUUGCAAUUGCGCCUAGACUCUAUUUAUCAAUGCACACUUGUAUGUAACUACAUUUGUCAAUAAAUUUUUAAGUCAAAGCCAUCCGAAAAAUAUUAUCCCAUAGACUUAAUAGCCGUAUUGUUUGGUAAUAUUUUUUCGUAAAAGACAAAAGUGAACUUUAAGGGCCGGUUUUUCUAUUGUCAAUAAGAAUUAAUCAAGGUUUUUUUGCGUUAUCUUUCUUUAACACUCAUUAAAGUUUUGACGUUCAGAAGAAAAUGUAUUGAAAAUGUACAUUAUGAUACAAGUUUGCAAAGUUAAUUAUUGACUUUGAUGCGAAAAUGAUAUAGCGCUAAGAGGUUAAUGAAUUCAAUGUAUUAAAAAAAUAAUUUAUUCGACUGCAAUAUUCCUAAACUAUUCUAGCGUAAUAGACCGAAUUAAUUACCAAUAAUUGCAUUGUUAUAUUAACAAAAAGUUAAAAUCUCAAUAAUAAAUUGUUUAAUAGCGAAAGAUUAUGAUUAGAAAUGUUUAUGGAAAUUAGGGUAUAAAUCGGAUAUGUUUUACAUAUAAAAAAAUGACAGAAAUUCAAUAAAAAGCGCAUGCUCAAUUUUAUUUUCUUUGUUGAAAUUUUUAGUAGUAAAUCUAUAUUAUAGUACCAGAUGGGGAAGAAAAUUCCUGCAUAGACGUAUGGCUCAUGGUUAUAAUACAACAAAAUAUAUUAAAUACAUAUUAUUGUAAAACAAACAUAUGCAUAUCCUAUUUUUAUACAGGGAUUUUAUUAUUAUCCUACUUUAUUUCAUCUAUCGGGUCUAAAAUCUAGAUCUGACUAAUCCUU
This is a messenger RNA of Pararge aegeria (speckled wood butterfly), 4268 nucleotides long. It is a transcript of the gene Tfb1, whose product is annotated as general transcription factor IIH subunit 1. NCBI's taxonomy places the organism in Eukaryota, Metazoa, Arthropoda, Insecta, Lepidoptera, Nymphalidae. The record is from RefSeq and is a predicted model, not a curated record. Gene Ontology annotation, biological process: transcription by RNA polymerase I; nucleotide-excision repair; transcription by RNA polymerase II. The transcript is spliced from 11 exons. Gene Ontology annotation, cellular component: transcription factor TFIIH core complex; transcription factor TFIIH holo complex. Bases 244 to 1968 code for a protein of 574 amino acids.